GCAAAUCGCCGUUGCCUCUCGCGGCCGCCGAAAGUAUGUCUACAUGGUAACGGUUUCAUACUCGGCAGGAUUGGAUGCAUUGCGUCUUGACGCAACAAGUUUCGGGUUUUGUUUAUAUCAAACUAAAGCUGGAUGCGAAUAAGUUUCCAUUUGUAACACUCGGAGAUAAAAUACUUUUUUCGCUUUCAACAGUCGUUGGAAUAGUGCACUAUUACCUGCACGUCUUGUAAGAAUUUAGUUUAAAAUCAAAAUGUAUUCAGUAUCUGUAAUGACAUGCUGACUACGUUUGGAUUUAUGUUUUGAGAAGAACGUUUUUUGGGGGACUAUCUUCCGCUGGGGGAAAAAGAAAGAGGAUCCACGCGAAUUUCCCCUCAUAUAAACGCGCACGUUUUUGUAGGAAUACUUUUUAUUUGAUGGAUACCUCCGAGCUCUGUGAAUAGAUAAUGCAUUACACAGGAUGGGUGCGAACAAUGGGAAACAAAGUGGGAGUGAGGGUAAAGGCAGCUCCAGUAUUUCCUCCGACCUGAGUUCAAGUACGGAUCAGACGUCAACCAAAGCUCCCAAAAAUGCAGCUACCAGCGAAGAUUCGGACCUGAGCAUGCGGACAUUGAGCACCCCCAGCCCUGCUCUCAUCCUUCCUCCUCACCACCCUCUCUCUCCUCUCAUCCCCCCGUCGGCCCCCUUCAACAGCUCCUCCUCCACCUCCUCCUCUGAGACGGUUGCCAUGGUGCAUGCCACCUCCCAUCCCCCUCUCUUUUCUGCCACCCACUCGCGCCGCCGCGCCAACCGGGACCACCACCAGGGGGCAUCGGUGCCCAUCGACCUAUUGCCGGACCACAUCUUCCUGGACGUCUUUGCCCGCCUGCCCACCAACCAGCUGUGCCGUUGCGCCCGCGUCUGCCGUCGCUGGUACAACCUGGCGUGGGAUCCCCGGCUGUGGCGGAGCAUCCGGCUGACGGGAGACGUGCUCCACGUCGACCGGGCGUUGCGGGUACUGACGCGGCGCCUCUGCCAGGACACGCCCAACGUGUGCCUGAUGCUGGAGACCCUGGUGGCGAGCGGGUGCCGGAGGUUGACGGACCGCGGGCUGCUCACGGUGGCCCAGUGCUGCCCCGAGCUGCGCCGCCUGGAGGUGGCGGGCUGCUAUAACGUGUCCAAUGACGCCGUGUUCGAGGUGGUGUCGCGCUGCCCUAACCUGGAGCAUCUGGACGUUUCAGGCUGCUCCAAGGUGACCUGCAUCAGUCUGACGCGGGAGGUCUCCCUUAAACUAUCGCCAAUGCACGGCCAGCAGAUCUCCAUCCGCUACCUGGACAUGACUGACUGCUUGGCCCUGGAGGACGAAGGCCUGCACACCAUCGCCGCCCACUGCACCCAGCUCACCCACCUCUACCUGCGGCGCUGCAUGCGCCUCACCGACGAGGGCCUUCGCUACCUGGUCAUCUACUGCCCCGCCGUGCGCGAGCUCAGCGUCAGCGACUGCCGCUACGUCAGCGACUUCGGCCUGCGCGAGAUCGCCAAGCUUGAAGGCCGGUUGCGCUACUUGAGCGUGGCGCAUUGUGGGAAGAUCACUGACGUCGGGGUUCGGUAUGUCGCUAAGUAUUGCUCACGGCUGCGAUACCUGAACGCGCGGGGCUGCGAGGGCCUCACGGACCAUGGCCUGGAGUACCUGGCCAAGAGUUGCCCCAAGCUAAAGUCGCUGGACAUCGGAAAGUGUCCGCUGGUGUCGGAUGCAGGCCUGGAACUGCUGGCGCUCAACUGCUUCAAUCUGAAGCGGCUGAGCCUCAAGUCGUGCGAGAGCAUCACGGGCCGCGGGCUGCAAGUGGUGGCGGCCAACUGCUUCGACCUGCAGCUGCUCAACGUGCAGGACUGCGACGCGCCUCUGGACGCACUGCGCUUUGUGAAGCGCCACUGCAAGCGCUGCGUCAUCGAGCACACAAACCCGGCCUUUUUCUGAGGAGAUGGGGGGGGGGGGGGGGGGGGGGGGAUGGGCUACAAACUGAAGCCCCUAUCCCACACCUAUAUGUAAUGUAAUAUGCACAUGACAAUCUAUCAUAGUUGUUAUUAUAGCACUCAUGAGACUGUUUUUAAGUUAUUUUUUUUCUCUCCCUAUUCCCUCACUACAAACUGUUUCCCAACUUUCAAAAAUGUAUGUUUUAAGAACAUAUUUUAAUUCUAAAGGGAUCAGUUUAAAGCAGAUGACGGCUGUAAGUAUAUAAUAAAACACUAGUGUAUAUUCAUUUGAAAGGAACAACUGUAAUAGUAUGAAAAACUUGGCUCUAGUGCUUUGUCAUUAUCUUUCUCACUAUCUUUCUCACUAUCUCGUCAGGCCAAGAAUUUGAAAUGGAAUGCAAUUUAAUUAUGAGUAAUGAUUAUAUUAUUUGUGUCAAAAGGUUCACGUGUGACAUUCCACUGAAGAGGUCUCCCUUUCAGUUGGCAGUGCUGGUGGGCAAUAUAGUCAUGGGUCCAGUAACCCACUCAUUCCACGUGGCUUAAAGACGCCAUACAGUUCAUAUGAUAGAACAUUAGUCCAUUUCUUAACUCAUGAAACUACAUAAAACACUUUAGUUUUAAUUAACAAAUAUGCUUCUACUCAUACCGUGUAGAGGUGUGCACCUUUCCUGUCCAAUGAGGUGAUCGAUGAGCAAUAUUUCUGAACAUUUAGGGGGACCCCAUUUGGCUCAAGAGCACCCCCAGAGGCAAACGUUCUGUAUUUCCUUUUUAACCUAUUAGAUCGUUUUUUUUAAUGUUGGCUUUUCAACUAGAGCCUAAAAUCUGCUCUUAUUCAUUGUUUACAUGUCAUUCUUCUGCAGUUGUUAAAUGCUAGACAAUCCUACCAUCAUGUCCUUGGUUAGAGAAGUGUGUUUAAAAAAAUAUUCAAUGUUCAGUUCCAUUUUGUUAAAGAAUUGUGUACACUAACUAGUACAACUAACUAUGCUCAGACGAUCACUAGAACAAGUGUGUUCACUUCUCUCUCUUUUUUAUUGACAUAAUAGUGGAAUAAAAUAAUGUCCUAAAUGAG
Salvelinus fontinalis (brook trout) is the source of this 3019-nucleotide messenger RNA. It is a transcript of the gene fbxl7, whose product is annotated as F-box and leucine-rich repeat protein 7. The transcript has 4 exons. Bases 458 to 1954 code for a protein of 498 amino acids. Gene Ontology annotation, biological process: SCF-dependent proteasomal ubiquitin-dependent protein catabolic process. The record is from RefSeq and is a predicted model, not a curated record. NCBI's taxonomy places the organism in Eukaryota, Metazoa, Chordata, Actinopteri, Salmoniformes, Salmonidae. Gene Ontology annotation, molecular function: protein binding. Gene Ontology annotation, cellular component: SCF ubiquitin ligase complex.